Molecule: messenger RNA, 2256 nt
Organism: Pygocentrus nattereri (red-bellied piranha)
Lineage: Eukaryota; Metazoa; Chordata; Actinopteri; Characiformes; Serrasalmidae
Product: ADP-ribosylation factor 5-like
Exons: 6
Coding region: 328-870 (180 amino acids)
Biological process (GO): vesicle-mediated transport; intracellular protein transport
Cellular component (GO): plasma membrane; cytoplasm
Molecular function (GO): GTP binding; GTPase activity
Source: RefSeq, a predicted model, not a curated record
AAAGUAAAUGUGUGACGUGGAGAAAAAAAAACGGAGAAACAAAGCUGCUGUAGCCGCUGCUGCUCGGACUGCUCGGGCAUUUGUUUCUCCGGAAAGCAGAAAAACGUCCAGCCUUCCUGUGUGGAUGCAGAGAGCCGCGUAGUUCUGCUCUCCGCUCUCCCGCCUCAGCUGAACAGCCUCUCCGGUCUUUCGUGGUGUUUUCGCUAACGACCCCGCCGAGCUAGCCUGUUAGCCGCCUAACGACCCUGCUGAGAAGCGCGACUCGCUCCUCCAGAUUUACAUUAAAAAGCGUCGUUCAGCUGCUCUCCACGUUGGCCGUGAGUGAACAUGGGGCUGACCAUUUCAGGCGUCUUUUCUCGUCUUUUCGGCAAGAAACAGAUGAGAAUUCUUAUGGUUGGUCUUGAUGCGGCUGGGAAAACUACAAUCUUGUACAAACUUAAACUUGGAGAAAUAGUCACAACAAUUCCAACCAUAGGCUUCAAUGUUGAGACUGUCGAGUACAAGAACAUUUGUUUCACCGUUUGGGACGUGGGUGGCCAGGAUAAGAUCAGACCUCUUUGGAGGCACUACUUCCAGAAUACGCAGGGUCUCAUCUUUGUUGUAGACAGCAAUGAUCGUGAGCGUGCACAGGAAGCUGCUGAGGAGCUGCAGAAGAUGCUUCAGGAGGAUGAGCUCAGAGAUGCGGUUCUACUGGUAUUCGCCAACAAACAAGACUUGCCCAAUGCCAUGCCCAUCAGUGAGAUGACAGACAAACUUGGUCUGCAGGCACUUAGGAGCAGAACUUGGUACGUUCAAGCAACCUGCGCCACUCAGGGAACAGGUUUGUAUGAAGGAUUGGAUUGGCUUUCUGAGCAACUGUCCAAACGCUAAACUGCGAUGAUUGGAUGACCAAGAGGUGUAUUUUAAUCAAGGACAUGACCAGCAGACCUGAUAGACACAUGGGACAUAUUGGAGUAUACCUGGGUACCAAAUUCACCACUGAGGCAAUUUUGACAGUGUUUUUUUUUUUCUGUUCUUUUUUUUCUGCAUUGGGUUGACUGAACUUGAACUUCCUCGAUCAUUUCUACCGGGCGUAUGUAACUGUGCCUGUUGUAGUUUAAUGUGGACUAACGAUUCAAAAGCUUGUAAGUUAGCUCACCAUGGGGAGGAAAGUUAAAGGAUAGAGAUACGCAAAAAGUGAUGGAUUCUCAGCAUGUUAGGUUCUUGAAUUUUGUCAAAGAUGGGAUCAUAUUUAUAUUUAACACACAAACACAUUUCUGCUCUGGCUUUAUUCAGUUUAUUAUUUCAUGUAGUCUUAUUAUUACAUUUGCAUGGCUUUUAAUCUGGACCACUUCCGUUAAAGGAAUUUAGAUACAGUCUUGUAGCAAAAAAAAAAAGCAGGCAUUGCAGUUUUGGGAACAUAAAACACUUUCGGGCUGUGCUUAGACACACGGCAAUAUUGCUCAGAUGAUUUUAAUUUUUGUUUUUAUUUAACCUGAACAGAUAUGUGCUUUUGUGGUCCUAGCCACACUUGUGUAAUGAUCACAGAAUGGUAGAGGGAGUCUUUGUAGCAAAUAGAAAGGUAAUUUGAUGUAUUACAGUGGCAUAGGGAAAGGCUUUAGUUGGACUUUCAGAACAGAUCAGAUUGGCAAAUAGUAAGAAUUGAUACUCUGUCUUAACUGAGCCUUAACACAGAUUACUAGCAAUUUUGAAAGAACUGGUUCACCGAAAAGUCAAAUCAACACUAUUUCUCCCUUAGCUUACAUUCAGUCAAUCAGCCAAACAUGUUUGGUGUUUAAAGUUUACUCCAUUUUACGGUGGAGUUAACACAGCAUGAGUUUACAUAGACUUCCAUUAUUAUUUUUAGCAAUGUUAGCCUCAUAGUUACAGUGCAAAACUAACAAAGCACCAAACAUGUCUUGGCUGACUAUGUAUAAAGGGUGUUUUUCAGUGAAUCACUUUUGACUUGACCACGUUUGCCCAUUUUUGUAAAUAAACAGCCUUUAUCUGUAUUUACAACAACUGCCUUAAAAUAUGCUUUUUCUUGCUGUGCGAAUGUAUGUCAGUUAGGUUUUAAUUCCUAGUAAUAUGUACCUUAUUUGAAGUCAGCCAAAUAUCACAUAUCACAAUAUUCCUUUUUUUUUUUUUUUAAACUUGGAUGCUGACAACAGCACCUUGAUACCCAAGUGGUCAGUCUGAGCAGGCAUUUGCAAUCUUACAUAUGAACUUUUGCUUUUCAUUAGCCCAUGUACAAUUUCUAAUAAAAAUUGAAAUAAA